Molecule: messenger RNA, 3948 nt
Organism: Lytechinus variegatus (green sea urchin)
Lineage: Eukaryota; Metazoa; Echinodermata; Echinoidea; Temnopleuroida; Toxopneustidae
Product: cholinesterase 1-like
Exons: 9
Coding region: 116-1942 (608 amino acids)
Biological process (GO): choline metabolic process; acetylcholine catabolic process
Cellular component (GO): plasma membrane
Molecular function (GO): acetylcholinesterase activity
Source: RefSeq, a predicted model, not a curated record
UUGACUUAGCGCAAAUUAUCAGGACACUUUAGGUCCGAGUAUUUAUCAAGGAAGAGAAUUUAGUUCAUAUAAGCCACUGACCUUAGUUUGAGCAGUCAACAUCAUCGCAUGAAGCAUGAAACAACUUUUCUGUUGGGCGAUCAUGAUCACCAUAGUGUCAUUGGCAUAUGCUGCAGCUGACACCGUCAAUGAUGACGAGCAACCCAUUGUGCGCACGUCGACGGCUACAUUUCAUGGCACGGAAAUCAAUGUCCAGCCCUAUCUCCUACCUGAUUUUCGUGGGAGAGCAGUGGCGUACACGAGUAUCCCUUAUGCUGAACCUCCACUGGGCGACUUACGGUUUCGACGUCCAUUUCCUAAGGUCAUCGAAGGUGACUUCGACGCAACGAGAAAGUCUGUGGCAUGUCUCCAGCCUAUUCAGCCACAUUUUAAGAUUAACAUGGAUAUGUCAGAAGAUUGCCUUACUCUAGACGUGUUUGUUCCUCAGCCAAAGCCAUUGUCUGCUGCUGUUAUGGUGUGGAUACAUGGAGGGGGCUAUAUGGUCGGAGCAGGUUCCGUCCCAGAAGCAUUACCCGUUCCAUUGACCGUCAUGAAUGACGUCAUAGUGGUUACAAUCAACUAUCGUCUCAAUAUAUUUGGCUUCAUCACUCUUGGAGAAGAAGACGUGAGUGAUGCUAAUGUUGGAUUGUUGGAUCAGCAUCAGGCCUUGAUCUGGAUUCAAGAAAAUAUUGCAGCAUUUGGUGGAGAUCCGACGAGAGUGACAAUCUUCGGAGAAAGCGCUGGUGGGAUGAGUGCAGGUUUUCACGUCCUAUCACCAAUGAGCAAAGGUCUCUUUUCAAGAGCUAUCUUUCAGAGCGGCACCGUGACGUCACAAUGGUCUUAUGGAACGCUGACUGAAGGCGAAGAAACUGCGUUUGUAUAUGGCCGUGCCCUGAAUUGCAGUCAGGAUACUCACCGGGAACUUGUUAAUUGUCUUCGUGAGAUACCAUCUGAAGAUAUUAUGUCAUAUCAGUCUUCGGAUCCGCCAGAAGCAUAUACCCACGCAAUUCGUCCUUUUAUUGAUGGAACGUUCAUACCACGUGACCCAAGAGAGAUGUACGCUGCAGGAGAGGUAAACCAAGUCACCGUCAUGACUGGAUGUCUAUCAGAAGAAGGAAACAUGUUUAUCAUAUCGCCUGAUAUGGAACUAGAAGGAUCUGAACGACCUGCCCUCAAUAAGACUGCAUAUGAGAUUCUCCUCACUAUCUUUAUCAGGAACGUAGAUGAUCUGGUCAAAGACACAGCUUCUCUGGUCUAUAUGAAUCCUCAAGAGAUUGUGGAAUCUAUACCGGAAUACACGGACAUUUUUGUCGACUUCAUGGGCGAUUUCUUCUUUCUUUGUCCGAGUUUUGAGACAGCUGAUCACCUCUCUGCAGCUGGUCUUACAACUUAUAAAUACAUAAUGUCACACCGUCCUUCUAUCUCAAUAUGGGGGAAGAGUAUUGACUGGCUAGGAGCAACUCAUGGUGAAGACAUCCCGUAUACAUUAGGGACCCCUUUCAUGGUAGACGCCCUCACUCUCAACCAGAGUUUUGUUCUUUCUGGUUUCUUUAACGAAGAGGAAGUGGAAUUUGCCUUGCAGGUUAUGAGGUACUGGUCCAACUUCGCAAAGACAGGAAAUCCGAACCUUCCCUCAGAUGAAGAAGAUGGUGAACCAGAAACUAAAUACCCCUUAUGGGAAACAUAUUCUAAGGACACUAAAACAUACAAAGAUCUUAAUCUGAGCCUUGAGAAUCGUAAAGGAUAUCCCAAUCAUCAACGAUGUAUGUUCCAGAAUGAUCUUCUGCCGAAGCUACAAGCAAAUGCGGCUGAAAUGGCCCGACUGAAAUCCAUCUUAGCAGAGAAGGUGGCCACUGACACUGAGAAGACAUGUGAAAAUGACGAUUCAUGCCCCCACGAGUAGAGGGGAGUAGAAGAGCAGAGAAAAGAAGAAUCUCCUUUCUUCUAUGUUUUUUUCAUGCAGACCGCUGCAGAAUACGUUUAAGAGCAUAAUAAUGCACAAAUUAAGGGUACUCCAGGUUGAAAAAACAUGAUUUUGCCAGAUAAAGCAAACUUAAAAAAACAAAACACUGAAAAUUUGAUCGAAAUCGGAAUAGGAAUAACGAGGUUAUGACUUGUGCAAAAUAUUUGCAUUAUUUCGGUGAAAGAGUGUGCAUGUCCUCAUAAAUAUUCAAUAACCAAAUUGAUGAUGUCAUAUUCCCAUUUGUUCAUUUUAUUAUAUGAAAUCGUAUUAACCAGUGACGUAUAGAUGGGGGAACACUUGCCACCAAAUUUUGCAUGACCAAGAAAAAAAAAUAAGAUAAGAAAAGAGAAAAGGGUGAAAUAUUAUGUUGUUUUCUGAAUAUCAUGUCGAAAUCUAUUUUUUUUAAUUGAUUUUUGGAAUGAAAAUGUCGAAAUAUCUUGCCCGAUACGAUUUACACUGUAAAAAAUAUUGAAUAAAAUUCUAACAAGCAAGAGAGUGAUUAUGUGUCGAACCAAUUUGGGACAGUCUUUUACCUAAUGCGGGAAGCAUAUAUUAUCUAGUAAUGUAAGGUUAAAAAUAAGCAGCAAUUACUUUAGAAUCGGCAAUAUUUUAAUCACACUGUGUAAAAAAAAUGCCCAAACGAAAUGCCCAAUUUGGUGGGACACAUUUACCCUCAUCAUGCUCAUGGAGCAUUUUUACCCAAUAUUUUUUAGAGUGAUAUCUGCUUAUCACGCCACUGGUAUUAAUACAAUUAUUUCUCCUCCAAGAAUUCCUAAAUCGAUUGACAACUGAUCUAUUACUAACAUUUGAAAUUCUAUAUAUCUUCGGUAUUUGUUAUCAGAUUUUGAUGAAUAUUUUCAGCCUUUUGCUCGGUGAAUUAUAAAUUAUUUAGUAAGACAUGAUUACUUUUUAGCCUGGAGCAACCCUUUAGUUGCCCUAAUGUACUCCUUAAAUUUAGUCAAGGUUGAACGUCAGAGUUCAUUGAGGAAUAAUAUUUGCCAUACGAUUGUUGAAUCUAAUCAGUAACUUGUUGGUCCGACACAGGACAAGUAUAGAGCCGAACAUAUUUAGCACAAGUCACAGGUAGGUCACAAUUUUGUUAUGACUAAGCGUAGACUGAGCAAACAUGAGAUGAGAAUCUUUAUGUACCAAAAGUUAAGGGAAAGGAGCACUUAUUUCAUUUGGGUAAAACUUCUUGGAAUCAACUACCAAUGAAACUCACAAACAAAACAUAAAGGUUAAGUUAAAAGCUGCAGUUGCUAGAAAACUGAAGAAACUGGAUUUUGUGAUCAAGAUUCAAGAUUCGUUUUUAGUAAAUAUAUGCAAUACAAAGAAUUUCAUUUUCCAAUGGCCUGUAUAAUAAGUAUAUUGACACAGAUGAAAAAUACAAAAUAAAUAAUGAAAACUGUAAAUAAACAGAUAAACAAAACAACUUAUUAAUAACUUUCUGCAAUUACUUUAAUACCCCUAAAAUUUCAUAAUGCAUGUGUAUGAUGGUAAAAGGACGGUAUAUUCCUCUAACCCCCCCCCCCCAUCCUAGUAUAUGAGGAAUAUUUCAAAAACAAUUAAUGUAGAAGAAACAGUAUGAUAAUAUAAUACUUGUACAAGACAAUCAUUUAUACGUCUUUAAUAUGUAACUACUUUUAGCUGUAUAGUCUUUGUUAUGCCGUGUAUUCAUUGUUUAGAGUGUUGUAGUAACAGACUAUCGUUAGUAUAUAUAUAUUAAUUAACUAACAAGUUAAGAAACAUAUUUUAAACGCUUAAUCCACAAGGGGUCAGCCAAUCCUGACUAGUAUUCAUGCUAUUUACUGGUACCCAUCAUCAUUCCUUUUCUACAUAUUCGCUACUAAUAGGCUAUAAACUUGUAAGAUUAAUGUAAUUAUAUUAUCAUAAAUAACAAAAUGUAUUGUUGUUGUUAUUAUUCCUAUUCUUAUUUUUAUUAUCAU